Paramecium octaurelia is the source of this 3852-nucleotide messenger RNA. The record is from the annotation of a GenBank genome assembly. Lineage: Eukaryota; Ciliophora; Oligohymenophorea; Peniculida; Parameciidae.
AUGUCUCAACCAGAAAAUAAGUAACCGAAACCAUUGAAGGAAGUCUUGGGAUUGAAAUAUGUCUUUGGUUUUAGAGGUGACAUCAAAAACUCAAUCCUGUAAGGGACCUAGACAAAUGUGUAGGAGAAAUCAACUAAAACUAAAUUCAUAUACCCUGCAGCAAAUAAUAUAGUGAUUUUUGAUCCCAUAGCUGAUAAGAAUAAGUCCUAGGAAAUCAUAUAGACAGUCUUAGGGAGCAAAGGUGUUACUUGCUUAACCAUUUCCCUAUCCAGGAGGUAGAUAGAAACUUGUAUUUAGGUAUAUUGCAUGGUCAGAAGAGAGCGAUGCUGGAAUAAUAGUAAUAUUAGACUUAAACACUCGAAAAACUAAAAUAUUGAGUACUACAGAUUGCAAAUCCCGUUAUUACGUGAGUCUCGAUUUUUCAAGGACAGAAGAAUCCAAAUAUUUAGUAGCUCUGAGUGCUCCUCCAGAAUAAAUGCUGAUUCAUUGGGCAUGGGAUAAAUCAAAGUGUCUUGGAAGCACAAUAAUAAAUGCUAAAGGGGAUUCGAUUAAAUUCCAUCAAGUUUUUUAUCAUCCGAAAGAAGAUGACUUUGUAUGUGUUAUGGGUAAUGGAGCUAUCAAACCUUAUAAGUUGAUACCAGAUAACCCUCCAAAACCAAAAGAUUCUCCUUUCCAAAAGAAGAAGGAAGUAAGCAUCUUACAUUAUUUUAUAAGGAAACCCAUUCUACUAAUUUCCUUUCUUAUUGUAUCUUGAGUGAUUCUAAGACAAUGGUGGUAGGUACGGAUAGAGGGGAGGUACUAUAUUUUAAUGAGAAUUGCGAAUUCAAACUAGUUCUUUCACCACUUUAAAAUUCUAAUUAAUAAUCAAUUGAGGGAUUUCCAAUAGAGUGCAUAGUGAAAUAUUCAAAUGGGUUUAUUGUUGGAGGAAGUGAUUGCAUGAUCUACAUUUAUAGAAAACAUGAAGGAGAUCUUAAAAAUCCAUAUGUUCGAAUUGAUAAAAGAAUAUAAAACAAACAAAUAUUAGCCAAAAUCACAAGUUUAUGUCUUACAAAUCAAGAAGAUAAUCUCAUCUUUGGAGUUGAAUCUGGCUAAGUGUUCAGCAUUCCUUUUAGUGCAGACAGAGAAGUAGCAAAUGAGGAUGAAAUAAAAUUUGAUCAUUUGAUAGCACCAUUCCAUAGUGGACCAAUUACAGGCUUGGAUGUUUGUACUAGAAAGUCAUUGGUAGUCACAGUCUCAGAUGAUCGAAGUAUUAGGAUUUGGAAUUUCAAUGAAUUGAUAUUGGAAGUGAUGAAAGAAUGUGAGGAUACACCUUUGGCUGUCGCUAUUCAUCCUUCUGGAUUUCAUUUGAUUGUAUCCUUUUCUGAUAAAAUUGUACUUUACAAUUUAUUUGAGAAAGAUUUAAAUUCAUUUAAGGAAAUUCAUAUCAAGAAUUGUCAAUAAAUUAAAUUUGCUCAUGGAGGUCAUUUAUUUGCAGUCGCCAAUUAGAACUUGGUUUAAAUUUAUCAAUUCUACACAGGUGAAAAUCCAUAGAAUUACAUAUUUAAACAAUCCACUGGAAACAUCUCUACUAUUGAAUGGGAUAUUGAUGAUUUAGGAUUCUAUACUGGAAGUGACAAUGGUUUUGUACUCUAUUGGAGAUUGGAAGAUAAUUAAAAUAAAUUGUAGUUGGCCAUGAUUCAAUCUCAACCUAUUGAAUGCAUUUGCACUCCUAAAACAUAUGCCAAUAUUGAACUUUAAAAAGUGUAUAUAGCAGGUCCAUAUGAUGGACAAUACUGUAUCUAUGAAUCUCAACAUCAUACCAAGAUUCACAAGGAAGCAACUGAGGGUACAAAGAAGGAAAUUCCACUCUAUCCUAUUCAAACUGGAUGUAGGGUGAGCAAAAUGGCAAUUUUUAAUAGUGAAAAGAUCAUGUUAUUUGCUACUUGUUAAUUGGCUAACUCAUCUGAAUUCACUCAAAAGUAAAACAUUAAAAACAUGAAAUUCGAACCAGGUGGUCUCAGAUUUGCCAAAUAUCCUCUUGCACCAGAGGAAAUCAUUGAAAUAUAACCACAUAUUAAGGGAAUUACCUAGAUGAAAGUCUCAUAUGAUGAUUCUUAUGUCUUUACUGCUUCUUAUGAUAAUUCCUUGAUCAUUUAUGAUGUUAAAGAUUAGAGUUCCAAAAUAGAGUUCAAAGAUGGAGGCUAGGCUUAUGGUGUUUAGGCUUAUGCUGAUGAAUUCUUGAUGCAAAGAGAUUAAUAUAAAAAGAAGAUUGCUAAAAUUGAGGAUUUAAAAUAAAAAAUUAAAGAACAUGAUAUCAAUUAAAAGAUUAAGUAGAAUAUGUACACAAAAGAAAAGGAUGAAUUGAUUAGAAAAUUGGAAGAAUAAAUUGAUUAAUUGGAAAAAAGAGAAAAAGCCAAAAUUCAAGAAUUGGAAAAUGCUAUCAAUAAAUUAGAUAGUGAUUUCAAAGAAGAAAAGAAAUAAUUAUAUGAAAAUCAUGAAAAGAAUAAAAAAACUACUGAAAAUGAUUUCAAAUAAAAAAUGGCAUUGGAAUCUCAAAGAUUAGAAGAAUUAACCAAAGAAAAAUAAUUGAAACUUCAGGAAUUCCAGAGGUAUAUCAAAGAACAAAAGGAUAAGAGUACAGAAACUAAAAAUGAGAAGAAAAAAGAAUAUGAAAAAUAAUUAAGAAAAGAAUAAUAAUUAUAUGUAGAUUUAUAAAAGGAUAAAGAAGAUAAUCAAAAAAAAUUUAUUGAAGAGAGAAAUAAACUAGAAGAUGAUGCAGAGAAGGAGAUAGAUAAGAAGAAGGAGAUUAAUGAAGCUGAAAUGAAGAAACUAUCAGAUGAAUUAGAUAAAGCUGAAUUGGAAAAGAGAACAAAAAAAACUGAAUUUGACAAUGUGUAAUCUACUUUAGAAUAGGCUAAUUCCAAAGUUAAGGAAAUAAUGGAGGAUAUUGCAUAAAAUCAAGAAUUAAAUAGAUAAUAUCAAAAGGAAAAAGAGAGUCAUGAUAAAGAAAUAAAAGAGAGAGAUAAAACAAUUUAAGAUAAAUAGAAGCGUAUUUAUGAAUUAAAGAAAAAAACAUAAGAACUAGAAAAGUUUAAGUUUGUUUUGGAUUAUAAAAUAAAAGAAUUAAAGAGAGAUAUUGGACCAAGAGAGGAGGAGAUUACAAAAAUGAAAGAAUAAAUUACUAAUAUGAAUACAGAAAUCUUGCAUUUCAAAAAAGUUAAUGCAAAUCUUGGUUUGAUUGUAACUGAUUUAAACUUGAGAUAAGCAGGAAUGAAACAAGAAAUCGAAAAUCAAUAGCAAGUUAUAGAAAGCAAUUCUUAAUAUAUCAAGGCAUUUGAAUACGAUAUUUCAGAAACUCAUGCGCAUAUAAAUGUAAUUAAUUAUUAUAAUUAUUUAGGAUUUUAAGAGACUAAAGUCUGAUAUGCUUAAAUUGUUUAAUAAAUAUGUUUAAAGCGUAGUUUCAAAGAAGAAAUUUGAAAACGUUGAUGUCUAAAAGGAGUUUAUUAAGGAGAGGGCUCAUUUAGAAACUACGAAUAAAGGAUUGAAAGAGAAGUUUUCCAAGAAAUUAAGAGUUCAUAAAUAGGAUAACAAUAGAAUUAUGAGUUAAAACGUAGAUCUGAUUAGUGAGAUUAAUGAUUUGAGGAGGGAGAUUAAAUUGUUGUAGGACGAAGAAGAUUUGAAACGUCGUCAAAUUGAGUAGAUGAAUGAUCAACCUGAGGAGAGGGAACUUGAUUAAAUGAUUGAAGAAUAAGAAAUAGAAAUUAAUUAAUAUAGAGAGAAAUUGCAAUUCCUUAAAGAAGCAGUACAAUAGAGAAGAUUAUAAUAAAAUAUCAAUUCUGAUAGUGAUCAUUAGGAAUUUUAAUAAGAAUGAAG